This is a messenger RNA of Suillus clintonianus, 1291 nucleotides long. RefSeq lists its product as uncharacterized. The record is from RefSeq and is a predicted model, not a curated record. NCBI's taxonomy places the organism in Eukaryota, Fungi, Basidiomycota, Agaricomycetes, Boletales, Suillaceae. The annotation marks the transcript as partial. The transcript is spliced from 3 exons.
ACAUGUCCUCCUCCGAACUUCAGUACAUUGUUGAACUGAGUGGCCAACAAUUGCUUCCUGUCCCCGGCACAAAUGGUCACGGUCCCAUUUCCAAGCACCUACAAUUCUUGAGGGACAAAGCCCACGCAUGGUUCAAGUUUAACACACAUUCUUUUGAAACAGUCUCUUUACCAGAGGCCGAUGGAAUGCACCCUGUGGACAUGUUCCUCACCGAUGGGCAUAUCCGCUUGUGGGACGAAGAUGAAAACUGGGCCGCAAUCGUUCCGAUACUACCAAAGCCUUCUCAACAAAAAUUCGAGCGCCACUGGUCUCCAGGAACGUUGUGUUCGGUUCCCGGUUCAAUCAUAUGUAAUGUUUACAUGGAUCCAGCACAAAACCUGUUCGCCAUUGUAUAUGCUGUUUCUGGCGGUCCUCUCCCAUGGGACACAAUCUUCUAUAUUUACCUUGGAGCUCUGAAUAGUGAUUGUAUUCACCCCCGAGCUGCUGGACGGACACUGGUUUUGCCGCGGCUGCCUGGAUGGAAUUUGAUUGCGAAACUCAAGGGUUUUGAAAGGCAUAUUGCUUUGCUGCGCUGCGUAGUCGCUGCACCAGGGACUUCAUCCAACAAUAUGUGGCAGCUGCAAAUUUGGGAUUGGCAACACUCGACUGCAUCCAAUCUCUAUUCCAUCGAGGAUAUGUCCCAAACGCCGCAAUUGCUGCACAGCUCAGAACCGGAUAUGGGAGCGAUGUAUACCUCAGACCCUAAGCGUCGGCUACUUUGCAUUACUAAUAGCAUGACCUCUCCUCACCGACUGUUCAUCAUUUCCACGAAGAUCUUUUUCGACCUUGGCGGAACGGCGGCAGCAACACCAAUACCAUGGAAAUGCUGGGGCCCUUCAAAUACUCGUAUUUUCGAGCACAUGGACGAAUUCAAAGUUGGCGUUCGCGGGAAUCGAGUUUUGCAGGCAUUCCCAGUCAACGAGCCAGACUCGGUUCAUAGGGAGUUCAUAUUACAUCUGAUGGACUUCAGCCCGCUGGCUGUGACGAACAGGCGGGGUCUAGGACGAGUGGUGAAAGAGUCAUCUACGAUAGACAUCGAGGAGUCCGGGGAAAGCGUGACAACAUCUUUGCCUUAUGUCGAGGUCGUGUUGGACGGAAAGUUCGGUUCUGACCUUUUUCAGUUAGAAGAAAUAUGGAUUGAUAGGGAUAGAGUUUAUUUGCUCAACGCCAAAUGGGAACGCGACAAUAUUAUACCACAGUCUAGCUGGCUCGAGGUCAUUGACGUCUAGUGUGUAGAGCAGAGUCUAUCGCC